Rotaria sordida is the source of this 801-nucleotide messenger RNA. Lineage: Eukaryota; Metazoa; Rotifera; Eurotatoria; Philodinida; Philodinidae. The record is from the annotation of a GenBank genome assembly.
AUGGGUGAUACGAAUGGACAAGUUGUAGCUGGUAGUAAUGGCCAAGGAAAUCGAUUGGAUCAAUUGGAUCGACCAACUGAGGUGUUGAUCGACAAAGAGACUGAUAGUCUCAUUAUUUGUGAUCGAGGGAAUCGACGAGUCGUUCGAUGGUCUCGUCGUAGUGGUACAACUCAAGGAGAAAUCCUCAUCGACAACAUCAAGUGUUGGGGAUUGGCCAUGGAUGAUCAGAGAUAUCUCUACAUCUCUGACACCGACAAACAUGAAGUAAGACGAUAUCAAAUAGGAGACAAGAAUGGAACUCUCGUGGCUGGUGGCAAUGGCAAUGCUACUAGUCUCAAUCAACUCAACUGGCCGGCCUACAUCUUUGUUGAUCAACAACAGACUGUCUACGUGUCAGACGAGGAGAAUCAUCGUGUAAUGAAAUGGAAUAAAGGUGCAAAAGAAGGAAUUAUCGUCGCUGGAGGUCAAGGCACAGGGAAUGCUCUGACACAAUUGUCGCAUCCUCAAGGACUAUUCGUCGAUACAUUGGGUACCAUCUAUGUGGCAGACUCGUGGAAUCAUCGAGUGAUGCGUUGGCCUAAAGGAGCGAAACAGGGCACUGUCAUUGUGGGUGGAAAUGGUUACGGAGGAGGAGCAAAUCAGUUCAACUAUCCCUGGGAUUUUAGAACACUUUAUGCUAAAACAAUGGAUGUGAUUCAUACAUUAGAUUUAAAAAAAAUGAAUACUCGUUGUUAUACUUAUCAUACGAUUCGUAAACAUAAAACUCAAUUAGGUAAACAAUAUUUUGUUGCAUUAUCAUGA